UCUGCCUCCCCUGCGGUUUCGCUUUUCCAUUUCGGUUAGAAAUGACUCCACUAGCCUUGCUUGCCGGAUGCCCAACUGGGGCUGUCUCGCCUCCCUCGGCCCUUGAGGCUUUGUGGAAUCCUGGCAUGGUGGAAUGGCACUACUUAGAUUCAACUCUAUCUCUCAAUCUAUCGAGAACGAGGUCGGCUCUUCAUUCGACCAUGUCCAGGUCGUCGCAUUCAAGAACUAGACAGGAUGCUCCCGGCUAUGUAGGGUGGUGACAGGUCCAGAUGUCCAUAGAGCUCUCUUUUAAGAAAGGACCUCUCCCUGCGUUGCAUCUUCCCUGGACGUAGAUUGAUAUCUCAAUUUCUUUUUCCCAUAUGUCUCAAUUCUCCAUUCAUUUCCUGUACAUACCUUCAUACGCACAUACGCACAUACGGAUUAGACUUUGACCAUCCCACCUCAUUCUUUCUCUUCUGCCUUCCUGCUCUUUGUUUGAUACCCCCAGUGCGAUUUCUUCUAUCUACCUACGUCAUUCCUUUCAUAACCUUUCUAGAGGUACUGACCUCUCUCAAUCAAGGUGAAAAAAAAAAAAAAAAAAAAAA
This is a messenger RNA of Aspergillus caelatus, 584 nucleotides long. RefSeq lists its product as uncharacterized. The transcript has a single exon. Bases 42 to 260 code for a protein of 72 amino acids. The record is from RefSeq and is a predicted model, not a curated record. NCBI's taxonomy places the organism in Eukaryota, Fungi, Ascomycota, Eurotiomycetes, Eurotiales, Aspergillaceae.